GCAUCCGAUGAGAAGGAGAAAAAAAAACAAACAAACAGAACGAAGAGUUUUUUUAAGUUACGAUCAUCGGCGCCAAGUUGCACUCGUGCGUGCCUCAGAACUCUAACAGAGCAACAAGAUCAGCAGCGCUAACCGCUCUGCCGCCGUGGCCACCAAACCAAGACAACCACUCUCGCCUAUUUUAAUCACCUAUCGAGUACAUUCCCUACACUACAUAUACACAGACGCAUCCCCGAGGUUGAUGGUAACGUCCACCAGGUAAACAGAAAGAGCCGUCAAGAUUUCUCCUUUGGCAUUGAUUACACCUCCGAGCCAUCGUCCUCGACCUCCCAACGUAUCAAGUUCUCACCUUUCCCAUGACCUCGACAUCUUCUUUGGCCGGCGGCUCUUCCUCUCAGAGAUGUGCGCUGCGCCGGUCUAAUGCUCUGCGGUCGAAGUAUGGAGCGGUGAAUCCUGUCAUAGUUCGAUUUCUCAAGCCAGCGCACGGAGGUGACGCGGCGGGGAAACGCGAGGAGGCUUGCGAUGCCUCCGCGCGCAAACCGCCAAGUCUGGUCAUGCAGACUGCGGGUGGGAUUAAUGCGGCAAUGGAGGGGAAAGCGAUCUUCCAUAGCAAGGGAAGGAAGGUCGGAUGCCGGCUUGAACGGCAGCAGAAUGGGGCAAUGCCUACCUUGCGAGGAAAAGGUGCCUGCCUAAACAGAUGCCCUUCAGAAAUGGAGAUAGUGAAGGAAAAGUUUUCAAAGCUACUUUUGGGUGAAGACAUGUCUGGUGGUGGUAAAGGAGUGUCAUCAGCUCUUGCUCUGUCCAAUGCCAUCACAAAUCUUGCUGCCUCUGUAUUUAGUGAACAGCGGCGUCUAGAACCUAUGCCUACUGAAAGAAAAGUUAGAUGGAGAAAACAAAUUGACUGGAUACUAUCUGUCGCCGAUCAUAUUGUAGAUUUCAUUCCUUCACAACAAAAAACUGAUCAUGGAUCCAACAUGGAGGUUAUGGUGACAGUGCAACGCAGAGAUCUUCAAAUGGCUAUCCCUGCUUUGAGAAAGCUCGAUGCAUUGCUUCUUGACUAUCUUGACAACUUCAAAGAUCAUAAUGAGUUUUGGUAUGUAUCUAAGGAUGCUAAUGAAUCUGAGAAGGAAAAUUCAAACAAAAAUGAUGGCAAAUGGUGGCUUCCGAUCGUGAAAGUCCAUCCAAAUGGACUAUCUGAAGUUUCCCAAAAAUGGCUUCAAUUUCAGAAAGAUUCUGUUAAUCAGGUUCUCAAGGCAGCUAUGGCUAUAAACUCUCAGGUUCUAAUGGAAAUGGAAAUCCCUGGAGCUUACCUAGAAUCCCUGCCAAAGAAUGGGAAAGCUUGCCUUGGUGAUGCAAUUUACAGGAGCAUAACUGAUGAGGUCUUCGACCUUGAACAAUUCCUCAAAUCAAUGGACCUGUCGACCGAGUACAAGAUCCUUGAUCUCGUAAAUCGAAUUGAGGCAUCGAUUGUCAUUUGGAAGCGGAAGUUGCAGAACAAGGAGAACAAAACAUCAUGGGCUUCACCAAUCAGCUUGCAGAAGAGGGAGCAGUUUGAGGAACGAGCCGAGACCAUUUUAGUCCUUAUCAAGCAGCGGUUUCCUGGCCUUCCUCAAUCAGUUCUUGACACGAGCAAAAUACAGUACUGCAAAGAUGUUGGGCAGUCCAUCUUGGAAAGCUACUCGAGAGUUUUAGAGAGUUUAGCUUUCACUGUGAUGUCACAAAUCGAGGACGUCCUCGAUGCUGCUUCAGAGACAGAAAAGAAGAAUGAAGGAAUCUGUAAAGGCAUUUCAAACGCAAAUGACACGAAGAAGAGGACACUUCCUGAUGCUGCAAAAGCAAAGAAUUUAGCAUACUUUGAUAAGCUUGAAAGUCUAUGAGGUAUAAGAAACCCCGCACCAUGCUCCACGGCUCGCGACUGAAGACUUCCAAGAAGCAUAGGAAAAGAAGGAAGCUGACACAAACUAGGAAAAGGGAGAACGCCGAACAGCUCUUGCUAGCUGCUGUCUAAGGAGCAAACACAAGGAAGACAACCAAGAUUCUGCCUCCCUUCAUGAGUUCCUCCUCAUGUGCUGCUCAUUCCUUGUCAUUUUUAUGUGAGCCAUACAUGAGCAUAGAAAUGAUUAUAAACUCAAGUGGCGUGCUACUAAAUCAAUCUCAGGCGUUUCUGAGGAGAUUUGCAGUAAUCUCUGAAAAUGUCUAGUAAACUAGAUCAGUGACUAUGCAAGAGUCAAUAAUUUUUAUUUUAA
This is a messenger RNA of Zingiber officinale, 2246 nucleotides long. RefSeq names its product rop guanine nucleotide exchange factor 9-like. NCBI's taxonomy places the organism in Eukaryota, Viridiplantae, Streptophyta, Magnoliopsida, Zingiberales, Zingiberaceae. The transcript has 7 exons. The coding region runs from base 357 to 1877 and encodes 506 amino acids. Gene Ontology annotation, molecular function: guanyl-nucleotide exchange factor activity. The record is from RefSeq and is a predicted model, not a curated record.